AGCAACACGACGCCUGGCGCUGACGACUUUAGUGAGUCCGCUGGUGGUGGCAUGCAAGGGCUUGCCAUCAGUGUAGCCGACCGACACCCCAGAGAAAGCGGGAUGGCCGCCAUGCGUGGUGGCUACGAGGGCCAGGCCCCUUCACAAUAUCCACAGGAUAGGACGCCUCCUCAGUACCAGCAACAGCCACAUGGAGGCUAUUACGAGCAGACCCCUGGCUACGGCGGUCCCCAGGGUGGCUAUGGGACACCGCAAAGCUCGUCAUCACCGAGCCUGACGCCCAUGGGCGCGGCUGCCUUCCCUUCAGGCCGCAACACGCCAUCGAGGAGUAACAACAGCCUGUACAGCCACUCGAGUGACCCAUUUACCGACGCGCACAUGGCGUAUGGUCAACGCCUGGACCCCAAUCUUGGCCACGUCAACCCCAAUGACAUUGAUGACGAUGGGGACGAUGGUAUGACCUACGCACGUCCCACCCGCAACAGCUUGCUGAGUCUGGGCAACUCGAGCAGAGGCAACGUUGGUGGUGGCGCUGCCGCUGGUGGUGUGGUGGGCGGCAUGAUGGGUCGCAACCGCAACAGCGGCGCCAACUACGAUCCCGUCAGCAACCCCAGCACACCAUACAUGGCUGGUGCCGGCCGGUCAGGAGGAGCCGCCGAGAAGUCGGCAUGGAUGGCCAAGAAGGAGAAGAGCAAGAAGCGCCGGAGGUGGGCCGUCAUCAUCGCCGUCACCAUCGUCAUUAUUGGCGCUAUCGCUGGUGGUGUUAUUGGUGGUCUCUACUCGCAGAACGGCAUUCUUGGGGGUGGUGGAGGUGGCGGCAAGGGCGGCGCCGGUGGCGGUCACAGUGGCCAGUCCGCUGGCGACGACAUCUCGGAGAAUGGCGAUCUGGACAUCAACUCGUCUGAAAUCAAGGCUCUGAUGAACAACCCGGACCUGCACAAGGUUUUCCCCGGAGUGGACUACACCCCUCUCAAUGUCCAGUACCCAGACUGUCUCCACAAUCCGCCGUCACAGAACAACGUCACCCGCGACAUUGCCGUCAUCUCUCAGCUUACCAACACCGUCCGUCUUUACGGCACGGACUGCAACCAAACCGAAAUGACAAUUCACGCCAUUCAGCAACUCAAGCUGCAGGAUAGCAUGAAGAUCUGGAUGGGUGUAUGGCAGGACGGCAACACGACCACGAACAGCCGGCAGCUCAGCCAGAUGUGGCAUAUUCUCGACCAGUACGGAUCCGACCACUUCAAGGGCGUUAUUGUCGCCAACGAGAUUCUGUUCCGCGAGCAAAUGACGCUCACCGAGCUGAGCGAUCUGCUGCAGACUGUCCGCCAGAAUCUCACUUCGCACGGCUGGACGUUGCCUGUCGCCACCAGUGAUCUUGGCGAUGACUGGACGGCUGGUCUCGGCCAGGCAAGCGACUACAUCAUGUCCAACAUCCACCCAUUCUUUGGUGGCAUGCCUGCCAGAGAAGCUGCCAGCUGGACGUGGUCGUUCUGGGAGAACCAGAACAAGGCCUUCUGGAAGGCGGACAAGGAGAAGAACAUCAUUGCAGAGAUCGGCUGGCCUACCAAGGGAGGCAAAAAGUGCCCCGGGACUCAGACGACCUGUGACGACCCGUCUGUCGCCAGCGUCGACGGCCUCAACCAGCUCCUUGAAGACUGGGUCUGCUCGGCGCUGACCAACGGAACCAACUACUUUUGGUUUGAACUUUUCGAUGAGCCGUGGAAGAUCUCGUUCAACGAGCCCGGCAAGGAGUGGGAGGACCAGUGGGGCCUGAUGGAUGUGAACCGCAACCUGAAGACCGGCGUCAAGAUCCCCGACUGCGGCGGUCGGACUGUCUAA
Molecule: messenger RNA, 1842 nt
Organism: Microdochium trichocladiopsis
Lineage: Eukaryota; Fungi; Ascomycota; Sordariomycetes; Xylariales; Microdochiaceae
Product: glycoside hydrolase superfamily
Exons: 2
Biological process (GO): cell wall organization
Cellular component (GO): fungal-type cell wall; cell surface; extracellular region
Molecular function (GO): glucan endo-1,3-beta-D-glucosidase activity; 1,3-beta-glucanosyltransferase activity
Source: RefSeq, a predicted model, not a curated record